GCCGCUGCCGCCAUUUCAGCCCCUCAGCGGGCUGCCAGCGCAACGACCGAGGUAAGAUUCCUUACGUUUGAAUUUGAAGAUGCCGCUCUUUGGGAAUAUUGUUGUAAUCAAACGGAAUGGGACUGAUGGAAUUACUUUCCCGCUCACUGCAAGUUCUUGUUUAUUUGGAAGGAGAACAGAAUGUGAUAUUCGCAUCCAAUUGCCUCAGGUCUCAAAAGAACACUGUAAAAUUGAAGUAAAUGAAAACAAGGAGGCAAUAUUGACUAAUUUGAGUACAGUAAAUCCUACACAGCUGAACGGUGGUUGUUUCCAGCAGCCUGUACCUCUGAAGCACGGCGACGUGUUAACCAUUAUUGAUCGUUCUUUCAGAUUUGAAUAUCCUCACCCAUCAACUCCAAGGAAGAGACGUUCUAGGACUCCAAAAGAUGAAACGCUGCAGGUUCUUCAUGUUCAGCAGGUGGCAGAAGUGGAAUCAUUUCACCAACAACCUUCAGGACCUAAAAGUCCUCGUGCUUCAGAUAAAGCUGAGCGUGAAGAAAAAAAUGCCAACGAAAUUAAACAAAGUACAGAGGAAAAUAUUUCCAAAUCUUUACCCAUCAACAAGCUACAAACACCCAAAUCUUCCUACAGAAUACAUCAAUCUAUUAAAAAGCAAAAUGAAAUGUCUCCCUUUACUAAACUCUAUGAAAAACUGAAGCAAGAGAUGAAAGUGAAAAAAUCUCUGCAAGAGGGAAAUGCGUCUCAACAAGCUGCAAAAGAAGAUGGUAAGAGAGUUCCUCUAGAACCAAGCGCUCAGAUUUCAUCGUGGAGUUGUGUUAUUGAUCUGGGAAGCCUGAUGAAGGAAAAAGAAAUAGGCAGAAGUGACAAGAUUGAAGAAUGUAAAAUAACAAUGAGGCCGGAAGCAAUGGGUUCGGAACUUAACCAGAGCUCAGCUGUAGGAGGUGCCACCAAGAGGAGUCUUCCUAGAAGUCCUCGAACUCCUGUUUCAAAGAAGGGGUUGAGAGAUACUGGUAGAAGCCUCUCACAGGGUCACAAGGAGAUAAGUACAGCACAAGAAUCUAAAGGUACCGAAGUUACACCCAAACCCAGCAAGGAGAAUGAUGGAAAUGCAGUGUUUUUACUGAAUCAGUGCUCUAUAGAACGCUUGGGCUGUGCAGACAGAAUACACAGCUCUGCAAUAGCAUUAGGUAAACUGGUACAAACAACUAAAACGACAAAUGUUGCUGAAGUUGAUAAAUAUGUUCUGUCUACACCAACACCCACAAGGAGGAGUCCUCGGUCUCCUUUCACACCACCUACCAAAGAAAUUAGUGGAAUGAAUCCGUUAAAUACUGAUACUCCAACAACUGGACGACGUGUGUCGUUGCAACGGAAGUCCCUUUCAGAAAUGUCAGCUGGAUCUCAAAGGGAAGCUUCACUGUGCAGAAAUGACAGCCUCAACCAACUGCCUUUGGCAGAAAGUAAAUGCUUGAAACAAAGACGAAGUAGCAAACAACAUACACCAAAAGCUGUAAAAGAAGAAGUGCUGAAAGAAAUUUGUGAUCAGGCAAACUUUGGUAACUCGAAAGAGGGACAUCCUGAAACUCCUGUCUCUCUUUCCAAGAGUUCCAGAAGAAGUAACAGGCGAAGCAAAGAGUUAUCAAACAGAAGUGUCUGUUCAGAGACACUGGCUUCAGAAGAGUUAACAUCAGAACUGGCAUCUCCUGCUGGUCAGAAAUCUGAGUCUGGAAGAAAAAGAGGUGGGCGAAGGACCUCUGGCCUGCUGAUGGAAAAACCUUUGGAGACAAGUGUCAGACAAGAAGAUCACGAUAAGAUGACAGACAGAAAAGACAGUGGAGCUAAAGAAGAGCUGGCCUCAAAGGGGGAUCAUCAGAAACAAGACCUGGAAGAUGCCAGUGUUAUAAGGCCUCAGAGAUUGUCAUCAAAGAGAAGGUCUUCUGGAAGUCCUGCUGUUCUGAAGGACAAGGAGGGUGUCUCGGAACUGAAGGUUUCUGGCCUGUUGCCUGGAGAAGACUCAGACAAGACAAGAAGAGUCUCUCAGAAGAGGAAAAUUGGUGAUGUGCUGCCUCAGCCUCUAGGAAAAAGAAAGCGAGUGUCUUUUGGUGGGCAUCUGAGUCCAGAACUUUUUGAUAAAAGUUUGCCUCCCAACUCCCCCCUUAAAAAAGGUGCGAUUCCUGCCCGGCUGAGCCUGCCCUUCGGAAACUCCCCUCGUGCUGUGCUGAAAAAGGGACUGAAGGACUUUGCAGUGCAGGAACUUUCUGAACAUUUGCAGAAAGAAAAAACGUCACCAAAACCUUUGCCAGCCCAGAAGUCCCCGACUGCCUCAUCCCCUGCCUCUGGGAAGGCAGCACCUACGUUUACUUGGGGCUCCCCAGCACCUUCCAGAAGAGGACGAUUCUCCAUUUCUCACAUCACACCACCCUUACCCAUUGCAGAAGAGAAGGAUGCUGGUGAGGAAGACAUGGAUACGAAGGAGAAAAAUGGUGCCCGAGUGAGAACACCUAAAUCUCCUCGCAUUAACCAAGAUGAUAAAACCAUUUUAAUGGCCACACCUGACAAAUCAAGGAGAAGUUCACAACUUGCUUUGAAGGUCACACCCAUGAAGAGGAGAAGUGGGGCUGUGGCAGUGAUCAAUGCAAAAAGAAGAAGUGGUGCCUCUAGCGCCAAUUUACUAGUUGCAAAAUCUUGGGCAGAAGUGGUGAAAUUAGGUGUUGCAAGACCACAAUCAAAGACCGUUAAAAAACAUGUCCAAAAAGGAAGAUCCCUAAAGAAGAUACCCAAAUCACCAAAGACUCCAGAAAGAAAAAUAAAAGGUCAUGUUAGUACAGGUCAUGCCAAGUCACCUGCUACAAUAGUUGUGGGUAGAGCUUACUCCACCACAGUCAGAACAGCAGGACAGGUCCCUAAAGUGGUAAAAAAUCCUAUUUUGAAGCUAAACAUGAACAUGGAUGAAAGUUUCACAGGAAUGACUGAAAUGUUUCAAACUCCAGAAAAUAAGAGUGGCAAAUCAUUACCUUUGGCCGCUGUUCAGAAGACUGAUUUUACACCGACCUGUUCUGCAGCAGACAUUUCUGAACUGCACACUCCUGAAGAAUCUGGAGAGAUGUUGGUGUCGCCGUUAAACAGUUCAGAUGCUUCAGAACAGAAACAAGAUAGUCCAGGCAUUCGUCACUUACUGAGAGACAGUGAGGCUCUAAAGUCUAUGUUUGAUGCAGUAUCCACAAAAACUCCUCAAAAAAGAAGAGCCACGCUGGAAAAAAAUACUAGUGUGGAUCAUUUGUUGAUAAUUCCAGAAAAACAAGCAUGUCAGGUGAAAUCAGGAAGUAGAAGGAGAACUCCGAAGCAGAAGUUGGAGCCGGUUGAAGUCAUGUCAGGUGUCAAGCAGCUUUUCAGGACCCCAGAGCAAAGCCCAGAGCCUGUAGAAGUUUUAUCGGGCAUUAAGCAGCUCAUGAAGACCCCGAAGCAGAAGUCAGAGCCUGUAGAGGUUUUAUCGGGCGUUAAGCAGCUCCUGAGGACCCCAAAACAGAAGCCAGAGCCUGUAGAGGCCUUGUCAGGCAUCAAGCAGCUCAUGAGGACCCCAAAACAGAAGUCAGAGCCUGUAGAGGCCUUGUCAGGCAUCAAGCAGCUCAUGAGGACCCCAAAACAGAAGUCAGAGCCUGUAGAGGCCUUGUCAGGCAUCAAGCAGCUCAUGAGGACCCCAAAACAGAAGUCAGAGCCUGUAGAGGCCUUGUCAGGCAUCAAGCAGCUCAUGAGGACCCCAAAGCAGAAGGUGGAGCCUGUAGAAGCCCUGUCAGGCAUCAAGCAGCUCAUGAGGACCCCAAAGCAGAAGGUGGAGCCUGUAGAAGCCCUGUCGGGCAUCAAGCAGCUCAUGAGGACCCCGAAACAGAAUCCAGAGCCAGUCGAGGUCCUGUCAGGCAUCAAGCAGCUCUUGAAGACCCCACAACAAGAGUCAGAACCCAUUUCAGGUGAAGUAGUUGUUAAAAGGUUGCUGGAGACUCCUGUACAAAACCAGGGAGCCGUGGAAGAUGUGGCAGGUGAUACUGUAAUCAAGCAAACGCCAAAGGUGAAAUAUCAACCAGUAGAAGACAUGGUUGGGGUCAGCCGGAUUUUCAAGACACCAAAGGAAAGAGUUGAACCCAUAGAAAAUAUGUUUGGUUUUAGUAGAUUAGUGAAGACUCCGAAAGAGAAGUAUCAACCAGUUGAUGAUUUUGUGGGUCUGCAAAGGCUUAUGGCAGAACCCAGGGAGAAAUGUUCUGAUUUUGAAGUGGACUACGCUGGAGUUACGGAAAUGUUUGAUACACCAGAGGAAAUUAAGGCCAGAUCAGUAAAUGUUACGGAUUCUAAACGAGAAGAUACUGCACCUCCUUGUACUAAUUCCAGCCAGAAAUUUGAAGACAAAGGAAAUAUUUCACAAGGUGAAGAUUCUCAACAGAAGGAAUCAGCUAGUGAAGACCAGUCUACCCAGAGAUCAACGAGGGGCCGAGCACGGAAGAUGGUACAUCCUGCUUCAGCAAAGCAGUGUGAAAAGGAUUUGAAUUUAAAAACCAUGCAGAGUCUGGAAAAAACCAGCACCCAAGAGGAGAUGAGAGAGAUCAAUACUUCACCUUCAGUAGCUAAAAAUGAAGGAAGAGGAAGGAGAACAAACCGCUGCGUACAAGAAGAAAUCGUUUCAAAGCGCCCUGGUCAAGAAAAAAUUGAAACUGUUUCACUUGUGGAACCGUGUGGAGCUCCUCAAAGAACAAGAAGAGGUAAAAGGAAAGACCUGAAGGAGUUAGAACAUCCGAGUGAGAAUCUUGAGUCUUGUGGCAAAGAUGCUUCAGUGCUGCAAAAAGAACUUGCAAAUAGGAAAGAGACUUUGCAGGAGUGUGGCAUCAAGGACGUAUUAGAAACUGAAGAUGAUCCAACGGUGAAGACAGUGAGUGUGUCCAGUAGCAUUCAGAGUGAAAAUUAUCAGCUGCAAACGGGCAUAAAAAUACCUGAAAACAAAUCUGAUGGUGGUGGUGUAGAAGGCAGUGAAGAACUGCUUCUGUCACCUGGGAAGAGGGCUAGAGGAGCAAAAAAAGUAGAAAACACAGAACCACCAAUUCCACCUAAAAGAGGAAGAAGAGCUAAAAAUGAUCAAAUUAAACAAGCUCCUUUAGAGGACCUUCAGAGGACAACAAGGAGGCUUCGCAGAGACCCUCUGGUGGUACAGGGAGAUGGACCGACUUCUGACAAAGCUACUGAGACUGUCACAGCAGAGGGGGCUGAAAAUGGAACUAAACUUGAUGUAAAGGUAACGGAGAAAAGAGCUAAGUCUUUAAGAAGGGCUAGAAAGCACUCGGCUGAAGUGGAAGCAGACAUUUGUGGGAUGGCAAAUGAAAAGAAAACCGAAAACGUUCAGAAAACUGAGGAAACUUCAGCUGAAACACAAUCUCACAUCGCAGGUGAGAUUAAAAUAUCUCAGGGAGAUGAAACAGAAAACGCUCAGGAAAAUCCCACAGAGGCAUCUCAAAGAGUAAAGGCAGAGUCACCUUCUGGAGAGACAAACAAAAUGCCAGUUCCUGCUCUGAGCCUGGAAGCAAACAGACGUGCAGUACGAGAAACAAACAGAGCUAGAAACAGGAGAGGCAAAAACGGCUCUUGGGAGAAAAAAGCUGAUGAAUUUGCUGAAGAUGUGAAUAGCCUAGAACUAAUCGCUCCCAAAUUGAAGUCAGAAACGGAAAAGGAUGAAUCUUCUCUCAAAGAUUCUCUGAGCUCUGGUUGUGUCAAGGGUCACCAAGUCACGAAGGAUCAGAAGGACCCAGCUGGGGCUUCAGUACCUGCUGCAAACGGUAACACUCGUGCUCGUGGCCGUCCAAAGCAGACAAGAAACCAACAGGAAAUACUUACACCAAACCAAACUGAAAUCCCGCAAGAGAAUCCAGCCCCAACAAAUGGAACUGCAUUUAGAAGAGAUAGAGGUAGAAAAGUUACUUUUGACCUCAAAGAGGCCGGUUCCAAAGCGGUUGGAAGGAAAAGGAGUUUAACUGGAGAUGACAAAGGAAUAACUUACAAAGAUGGUCCACGUGAGACUUCAGAAAAUCCAGCUUUACAAGUAAGGAGGAGCAGAAGAAAGCAAGUUGAUUCUGUGCCACAACCACAAACAGCUCCUUCUGCCUUAGUGGAAAACCAAAUAUUAGUUGCAGAUCAUAGUAAAGAUGAGGCUUUUGUAGAGGAGCAAGAUUCAGCUUUGGAAGCUACUCCCUUAUCAGCAGAAGACAAUCCACCGAGACGAGGGAGAAGGCGGGAGGGUGCUGCAGCAUCACAAACAUCUAGAUCUCUGUCUGUCAGAAGAAGACGCGGGUUGCUGGAAGGUGAGGAUCAAAAGAUGGCUGGGAGAGAAGAUCAAACCCCAGCUUCAGGAAAUAAAACUUUGCAGACGAAAGCAAAUGCAUCAGGGAGGGACAAAAGGAAGAAGAUUGAUCUAGCAGCAGAGGCAAAAAGUUCAUCUUCUCUCUGGAGAAAAUGUGACUCCUCAGAAACUGGUAAUAAAGAGGAAAGUGCUAAUGAAGAGCAAAACACGCCUUUGGAAACUGUGUCCUGUGCAAAGGAGAAGCCAUUAGGAAGGGGCAGAAGGAAAGAAACUGCUCUGGCAGCACACACAACUAACUGCCUUUCUCUUAGAGGAAAACGUGGUUUGGCAGCAGAUAGCGGUAGAGAAGAAGCCCCUAAAGAUGAUCAAAAUGUUCCAUUAGAAACUUCUGAUUUGUCUGUAAAAGAAAAUCAGCAGAGAAGAGGUAGAAGGAAAGAAACUGACGUCGUGUUAGAAGCCACAAGUUCUAUUCGGGGAAAACGGGGCUUGUCAAAAGAAAGUAGUGGAAGGAAUAAUAACGGGGAAGCAAAAAAGCUCAUUCUGGAAAAUUCUACUUCCCAAGAAAAAAUGGAUCUUUCAGAAGGGAACUCAAUGCAAACAAUUACUUCACUGGCUCUUGGUUCCACCUCGCUUCAAGGUUUUCCAGAAGGUGGUAAGAACAAAACUCCUGAAGAACAGCAGAGUGAAGUUUUGAAUCUAGCUCCAUCUGCAAAAGAAAAUCCAUCAAGAGUGGGCAGAAAGAAAACAAUUUCUUCUAAAUCUGAAGAAACUGGUUCCACUUCUCUCAUGGAAAAGCCCAAAGACCGAGGUCAAAAGAGGAUACUUAAAGGUGAAGGUACAUCUCUAGAAAGUGAUUCACCCCAGGAAAAAACAAGGCAAUUGAGGAAUAAAAAGAAAAAGGUAGAAUCCUCAUCAGAGGCAGCUACUUCGACUUCUCGCCAUAAAAAUGGUGUCUUCUCAGGAAACAGUGAGGCUUCAGAAACUCAAAACGGGUGUUUGACCUCCACUGGUUCCGAAAAUAAUGAUCAGUUUGGAAAAGGGAAAGAGGUUACCCCUGUGCAACAGGCACCUUCCACCUCUCGCAGAAGAAGAUGUCAGUUGCCAGCAGAUGAUGUAGCAUGCAAAAAACUAAAAUCAGAGAAUGCUGAAAAUAAAUCGCUGCAAAGAGGAAGAAGAAACAGAACUAAAGAACUCUGUGAAGAGGCUGUGAGUGUUGGAGGGACGGACAGGAGGACGAGAUCCACCACGAGAGCAAGUGCAAGAACAAGAAAAUAGUCCUAACAGUCACAGAACCAGUUUUUAAAUCAAUUCAGUAACUUAAAUUGCAGGGUUUUAAAUGUGAAUUGAUUUGCACUCAGAUUUUGUAAAGCAAUCACUGCAAAAUCCAGCAGCAGAUAGCAAUACAUGUUUGCUCAUGUGUUUACAGAUACAGCAUAGAUAUUUGUUUGAAUAGAUUUGUCUAUGUGGGCUCUAAACCACAGGGUGCUUGUCCAAAACAGCAAACAUAAAUCUUUUUGUAACAGUUUUUAUCCCUCUUUCUCUGUUAAUCAGUGCAGCAGUCAGGAAGCCAUAUUGCUUUACUGCCACUUUAAUUGUAAGCUAUUUUCUGCUUAAAUUUUCAUGUGCUUAAGUCUUUUUUUUUUUUUAUUUGCAGUUCUGUAAAUAUUCUUUAAAAACCUAUAGAUGUAUUAGCAGAAAUAUGCUGAGAUUUUGAUAAUUUUAAAAAAAAAAUCAACUUAAGUUUGUUGUACUUAGAAGUGCAGAUUUGUAAGUCAUUAAAAUUGUUAACAGUU
This is a messenger RNA of Calidris pugnax (ruff), 8127 nucleotides long. RefSeq names its product marker of proliferation Ki-67 (gene MKI67). Lineage: Eukaryota; Metazoa; Chordata; Aves; Charadriiformes; Scolopacidae. The transcript is spliced from 16 exons. Gene Ontology annotation, cellular component: chromosome; nucleus. The record is from RefSeq and is a predicted model, not a curated record. Bases 80 to 7609 code for a protein of 2509 amino acids. Gene Ontology annotation, molecular function: protein binding. Gene Ontology annotation, biological process: regulation of chromosome segregation; regulation of mitotic nuclear division.